This is a messenger RNA of Mytilus californianus (California mussel), 3217 nucleotides long. Its product is annotated as multiple epidermal growth factor-like domains protein 10. The transcript is spliced from 14 exons. The record is from RefSeq and is a predicted model, not a curated record. Gene Ontology annotation, molecular function: scavenger receptor activity. NCBI's taxonomy places the organism in Eukaryota, Metazoa, Mollusca, Bivalvia, Mytilida, Mytilidae. The coding region runs from base 122 to 2059 and encodes 645 amino acids.
UUGAUGCACUUUAACCGAUUAAACUACGCAUUAAACGUACAGAUGCACUGCCUACUAAUUUUGAAUUGUGUUCAUACAACAUGUGCACAAGAAAAGCUUAAUUGUUGACUGUACCUGUUUGAUGUACAUAGUUAAAGAGGCUGAAAUGUUAUUACUGUUAUCAAUUUCCACUGUUCUGUUGAGUGUUUCAGCACAACAUAACCUUACACCGUUUGGCAAAGCUAGUCAAAGUUCUCAAUUCAUUACAGCAAGACCUACAAAUGCCAUACAUACACCUAUAUCAAAUACAUUUUCCUUUUCUCACUGUUCCCACACGAAUAUUGAGAAAACAGCGGCUUGGUGGAUGUUUCAAUUGUCUUUCGGAACUGCUUACAUUACAGAUAUAACAAUCUACUACAGGGAAAAAUUUGCGCGUCGCAUGGAUGGAUUUAAGUUAUUUGUGACCAAUACAUCAACCAUUCCACCUAAUGGUUAUCUUUGCUAUGAGGAUCCUGAUCCAGGUCUGCCAAACAUCACUCAGACUAUUCCUUGUAAUCAACUUGGGCAGUAUGUCAUUUAUUUCGAUAAUAAAGGAUCCCGGGAGAAUGAAACUCGCUACGAUGGACCUGUAGUUGAACUGUGUUAUGUUGCCAUUAAUGGUUGUCAAAAGAGCUUUUGGGGUAAUAACUGUGGUAACAAAUGUUCCAAAAAUUGCAUAGGGCGACUUUGCCACCCCACAAAUGGUUCUUGUGUUUGGGGUUGUAACACUAAACAUUGUUUAAAUGAUAUUUGCGAUAUACAAACUGCAGUUUGCACUGAUGGUUGCAAGGAAAGACGAACCGGAAACUAUUGUAACAAGUAUAACAUUGCUUCUGACGGUUUAAUCGUGCAGACUCCAAGUGGUAGUCAGCGGGCAAGUCUAGCAAAUGAUGGCAACAACAAAUCAUGUUCUAAAACAAAGGGACUAACCGUAACAUUUCAAGUUGACCUUCAGAAAGAAAGCAUUGUAACUGGAGUGCAUAUAAACUUUGGUGAAAGUACUACACGGGAGGGAAAUCAUACUCUUUACGCUUCAAAUACAAGCACUUCCUGGAAAUGUGGAACCAUUUUAUAUAAAGAAACCUCUUUGCCUACUGAGAUCCACUUUUAUGCCGUUUUUAGAUACCUGACUUAUGUACCCCCAGUCAAGAAAGCAAUAUCUGAACUCGAAGUAUGUGAAAUUGGAAUUGUUGGUUGUCCUCCUUCUCUUUACGGUCCUCUCUGUAAUCAGUCGUGCCAAGGGAACUGUCGUGGACCAUGUGAUCUAACCACCGGGCAAUGUAUAUUUGGUUGUUCAAGCGGAUGGAGUGGAGAUAAUUGUAAACAAGCAUGCCAAGCUGGUACAUACGGUAAAAAUUGUCUUGAGACAUGUUCAUCAAACUGUUUGAAUCUACAAUGCAAUGCAGGGAAUGGAGAAUGCUUUGAGGGAUGUAAUGACGGAUGGCAUGGGUCCGAUUGCAAACAAAAAUGCCCUACAGGUCAAUUUGGGAGAAAUUGUUCUGAGUUUUGUGAGGGCUGUAUUUCAAGAACGUGUGAUCCUAGAAAUGGAGUAUGUGAUAACAAAACUGUAUGUAACACUGGUUAUGUAUACGGAAAAUACUGUAACAUAACAUGUAAUGAUGGUUUUUACGGUAGUAAUUGUCUGAAGUUAUGCUCAUCAUUUUGCUUGUAUCAACCUUGUAAUUACGGAACAGGAGAAUGCAUUGGUGGAUGCGUAAGUGGAUUAGAAGGAUUCAACUGCACACAAGUUUCUGCAAAUAAAGAAGACGACAGUUUCAUAUUAUCGACUCAGAUUGGUCUUUUCAGUGGAGGUUUUCUGUUAGGUGCUCUGGUUGUAACUGUUGUAUGUAUUUUAGUUCUGAAAAAACGACAAAUCCGUAAAAAACGAGGCAAAAAGAAUGCAACGAAGAAAGCACAAAGUGAUGAAAAACAACAAUAUGACGAUGUUAGAAUGGAAAAUGUAUCUACAUAUCAGGAUCUUACGGAGGAUUCCACGUCAAAUGAAUAUGACCAGAUAAACACUGCAUACAUCAAUCACUAAGCAAUAGAUAUAUAAUUCAUCAGAGAAAACUCAAUAGACUCAAUUAGAAUUUAUAUUGAUUAACGGAUAUUCAGAGAACAGAUUAAGACAGCGCAAACUCUAUAUACAUAACUAUAUGUAAGCUAUGUCAGUAAUGAAACAGAAAUGACUAAAUAUCCUAUACACUUGAAUAUAUUCACUUUUUUUCUGUUCUACUCAACCUAGUUUGGUUGUGAUGAAUGAUUAUUAUAACUGUUCCUGCAUAAUACAUACGCGUGUGUGUUCAUAUGUGUUUGUGUUUAUGAGAGAUACAGAGAGUUGAAAGAAAUCUCAUAACAAACUCGUAGUUAAAUCCAAAAAGGUGUCAAUUUCCAACGGGUUUGAAUUAUAUUUUCUGUGGAUACACUCGCGGCCGAUUAUCUGAAUCUCCUUUUUAGAAAAAAGUUUAUCUUGUAUCUCAUGCCAUUCCAGUUUCGUCAGUUUCUUUCGUAAUGCUUCCUAUUUGUAUAAUAGUCUGGAGCAUGUUUAUAGAUUGAAGAAUAAUAGGCAAAACUGAUUAUACAUAGAGAAAUAGUGGGUACUCAGAAUAUAGCUAAAUGUGCAACGGAAAUAAAGAAAAGAGGCAAUGGCCUAAAAUUCAAGCAUACUGAAAUAAGGAAACACCAAAAAGACCCUUAUAUUUAACAAUCAUUGCAUUUCUGGUAUACUUAAAGAACAUUGUAAAUCUUUUUCAAUUGAAACCACGGUAAAUGAGAAAAUAAAUAUAUGUAUUUAAUCCGAGUACACUAGAAAUUCUUUUUUCUUAUAAAAUUUACUGUACCGAACUGGAUAUGUGCUACUUUGGUUCUAAAAUCAUCUAAUGAUGUGUAACAGUACAUUCAUACAUACCCCUUUCCUCAUAACUUGAGUUCUUUACACGUGUAUUUUACAUUCAGUAAUCUUUUCAGUGUUUUUGAGACUUUAUCCAAUCAGAAUAUUUCAUGUUUGCCAUAUUUCAGUGAAAUAGCAUGAAAUUUAAAAAAAUGAGAGUACACACUAGGUCAUUGGGGCGUGUGCAAAUUCCCUAUUGAUAAAGAAGACAUUUUGUUGAAUAAAUUGGAUGUGAUUAUUUUUCAGAGAAAUACUUGUUAUUUUUAAGCUUUACUGUCAAGUUUUAUUAAAAUCAGUUCAAUAGUUGGA